AUGGAAGAACCUUCUCUGGAGAAUCUGUUGCCAAAUUCAAGAUUAGCCCCCGACUUGAUCCGUCUGCUGAUCUACAAUUUCAGCGUCCCGGCUGCCUGUUUCUCCCAGCCGCCGACCGCAAUGCAGCUGCUACGACAGCAGAAUUUUGUGGAUCUUGCCAUCAUUGGCAUGGCAACCUUUCUCACUCUGCUGUCCGUGAUCAUCUUUGUGGAAGACGCUGUGUACCUCUCCAAGAAGAUCCGCUGUUUUGUCAAGAUGAAAACCCUCAUCUGGAGCAGUUCAGCACCCACAGUUGUCUCGGUCUUCUGCCUUCUUGGGCUCUGGGUGCCCCGGGCCAUGACGCUGGUGGAGAUGGCCGUUGGCUCGUACUUCGCUGUCUGCUUUUACCUGAUGAUGCUGGUCAUGGUAGAAGGCUUUGGGGGGAAGGAAGCCGUGAUCAAGGCCUUGAAGGACACCCCCAUGCUGAUCAGGACGGGGCCUUGCUGCUGUUGCUGUCUCUGUUGCCCACCCAUUAUGAUGACCAAGCGGAAACUUCGGCUAAUGCUGCUGGGCACUUUCCAGUACGCCUUCCUGAAGGUCUCCUGCACGUUUCUAGGACUCGUUUUAAGCACCGAAGGCUUGUUCGACACGGCAGACAUUUCAGCCACAAGCGUGGGCCUUUGGAUCAACACCUUCCUUGGCGUAUCCACCCUCUUUGCCCUCUGGGCGUUGGCCAUCCUCUUCCGGCAAGCGAAAUCUCACCUAGCAGAGCAGAACAUGACAGCCAAAUUUGUUUGUUUCCAGGUCCUUCUCAUCCUUGUGGCGUUGCAGCCUUCCAUCUUUACCAUCCUGGCCAACGAGGGCCAAAUCGCCUGCUCCCCACCGUUCUCCUCCAGGGCCCGGGGCCAGCAGAUGCACGCCCAGCUGUUGAUCCUGGAAACGUUUGUCCUGGCGGUGCUGGCCAGGAUGUAUUACCGGAAGCCGGACGACAAGGCGGGAUGCUGCCUCCGCGGAUCUCCAGAGCGCAAAGCAGAGACCAAGCAAUGAGGGAUGGCGCGGGAGCGAGCCCCUGGCACACGGAGGCCUGCCGGAGGCAGACGGACCCCACCGUACACUUUCCCACAAAGCGCUUCGCCCCGUGCUGGUG
Python bivittatus (Burmese python) is the source of this 1126-nucleotide messenger RNA. RefSeq names its product solute carrier family 51 member A (gene SLC51A). Lineage: Eukaryota; Metazoa; Chordata; Lepidosauria; Squamata; Pythonidae. The record is from RefSeq and is a predicted model, not a curated record.